Messenger RNA from Bradysia coprophila, 4006 nucleotides. RefSeq lists its product as uncharacterized. Gene Ontology annotation, molecular function: protein kinase activity; ATP binding. NCBI's taxonomy places the organism in Eukaryota, Metazoa, Arthropoda, Insecta, Diptera, Sciaridae. Gene Ontology annotation, biological process: protein phosphorylation. The record is from RefSeq and is a predicted model, not a curated record.
UUUUAACAGCAACUUUUGUAGGAAAGUGUUUGAAGCAAAUAAAUAAACAGAGCGUGUUUGCUCCAGUUAACAAGGUCAUGUGUGUAGUGUGGCAGUAAUUUUUGUGUCUGUUAAAAAAUGAACCCCCAAGAAGCGGUACAUCCAAAUUGCGUGCAAAUAGAUCUGAUUGGUAUAAUAAUAAACAAAUUAUGGUCGUUUGGGCGCACGCUCACCGUUUCACAACCAUGACAACCACAAGCAAACAAAAUAUUUUUAAUAUUUUACAUUUUGAUGAUGUGUAAUUACGAAAAAAAAUUGCAUCGAUUGACUUCCCAUUUUAAUGGCGAAAUAUUAAAAUUAUAUUGACGAUAAACUUGGGUAUUAUAACAAAGUGAAUAUAGUGUCCAUAACCCCUGUUAUUACCUUUUAUUUUUCUAAAUUGCUAGAAUAUCAAUUUUAGUGGAUACUUUCUAGUCCAGUGCUUUACGAAAACGUUCCAAUCAAUAUCGCAGAGAAAUUAUAUAAAUUAUUUAUGUAUUCAAGUGUUCCAAUAGGAUAUGAAUUACUGUUCCCCCCUAUUGCAUUCUUAAUAUUUCAUUAAUAUCGUUAUAAUUGAGUCAAUGUGCCACUUACAUACAAUGAGCUUAUUCCCAACCCAAAAAUCAAUAGUUUUACGGAGACAUUUUAAAGAAUUGAAUUCAUUAAUUUUUCAUUAAACAGCCAAGUAUGUGACACACGACCGUUCAUCAACGGUUCGUUGGUGUAAUUAAGGCAUUUCUAAAAACAAAGUUUUAUUCUUGUUUUAUUUGAAAAACAAGAAAAUUAAAGCAGAGCAAGUUGCUCAUUUAGCAACAUAAACAAUAAAAUGGAAGUGAAUGCUACCUAAGGACAAGCUAAAUUAAAAGUGCCAGUGAAUUACAAAAGAAAAAUAAAUGAAUCGUUACAUAACGCUGAAUCCACUAGGAGAUGGUACCUAUGGAACGGUGGUCCUUGGCCAGCGUAAAGACACCGGCGAAAAGGUGGCAAUUAAACGAAUGAAAAGGAAAUACUAUUCAUGGGAUGAAGCAAUGAGUUUGCGUGAGGUGAAGUCACUGAAAAAAUUGUCACAUGCCAAUGUUGUUAAGCUGAAGGAAGUGAUCCGAGAAAAUGACAUUCUCUAUUUCGUAUUUGAGUAUAUGAAGGAGAAUUUGUAUCAACUUAUCAAAGAUCGAGAAACACAUUUUCCGGAAGGAACUAUUCGAAAUAUGUUGUUUCAAGUUUUGAGUGGAUUGGGUUUCAUGCAUCGUCAUGGUUUCUUCCAUAGAGAUUUAAAGCCUGAAAAUUUGCUAUGUUCGGGACCAGAGCUAGUUAAAAUCGCGGAUUUUGGCUUAGCAAGAGAAAUCCGUUCAAGACCCCCAUAUACUGACUAUGUUUCGACGAGAUGGUAUCGAGCUCCAGAAGUAUUACUUCAUUCUACUCGAUACGGAAGCGCUAUAGAUCUAUGGGCCAUCGGUUGUAUUAUGGCUGAACUGUACACGUUUCGUCCGCUAUUUCCGGGAAGUAGCGAGGUGGAUCAACUAUUUAAAAUUUGUUCUGUUUUAGGAACACCAGAUAAAAAUGAGUGGUCCGAAGGCCAUCGACUUGCUUCGGUAAUUCAGUUUCACUUUCCUGAAUGUCCGAAAGUCGAACUAACUGCUGUGGUGACACGAGCCAGUUCACCAGGUAUUCAGUUACUGGAAGACCUUUUACAAUGGGAUCCGGAGCGGCGUCCGACCGCACAGCAAUCUCUUAAAUAUCCGUAUUUUCAAAUUGUGAAACGAAUAUCAUCGACCACGCAUCACAUAACACCUGUAACACAAGUUGCGUCACAGCAAAAUCAAUCAAUAAUAAGUAAUGGGACGAAUGGUUAUGGGUCGAAUGGUCAUGCGAUGAUAGAGAACGGCGAGGAUGAUUCGUAUGGACUAAGGAAUGAGAAGUAUAAUUUGACUAACAACGGCGAUGCACGGCACAGUGGUCAAAGUAAAAAGGAACUAAAUUUGGAAUUGAUCAAUGGGAUGCUUGGCAAGUUAGCGUUGAGUCAACAACAACAGCAAAAUAAUCUGAGUAAUGUUCUGAAUGGGACGGCAAAAUCGGCUGCAAGAACAUCGGAAGAAUUGUCAGAGAGUUUUCUUCGAAGCAAUAAACUUCCGGACAAUGGUUAUUUAAACGAAAAGAUAAACGACAUAUAUGUCAACCGGAAUGUGGGCCAACUGUACAGCAACGGAACCAAGCCAAACAAACAAAAAUCUAUAGCAUCGACGACAACAUUCGACGGUGGUAAUGCGUAUGCAAACACCUACAAAGGAUUUUAUUUGCACAAUCCAUCAAACAAUAACAAUGAAAAAUUGCUCAAUGACUCGAAAAUAUAUAACGCAUUUUCCAAACAAAAGAACGUCGUUCCAAUAUUGGAAAAUAAACAGAAAGUUGAUGGUCACAACGAAUAUUUAAUGGGAAACAUACCAUCUGCUUCACUGAUACGAGCGAAACAAAUGCCGAUGGAAAAUUGGAACACGACCGAUACCUUUGAAGAUGAUGAAUUUGCGAGUUUGUUAGGAAGUAAAAUUAAAUCGUCAAGGCCGCGAAAGGAUUCAAUAUCCACAAUAAAAUUGGAAGAUCUGUUCGGUACAUCAACAUACGGCAGAGUAAGCCCAGUUAAGUAUUUAUAUCCGAAUACAGUACCGCAAACGAAAGGUUCGACGUUGAGAGACCUGGGAAUUCCUGACGACGAUUUCAAACAAGGACAUUCGAGCGCCAAUGUGGGUGCUACUAAAAGACGAUCCCAACAAUUUACUUACAACAAUGUCUUCGGCCACGGUAUUUCCAAUAAUGACUACAAAAAUGCGAAAUUGUUUCCAUGGGAACAGUCCAAUAAGAAAUCAGAAAGGCUCAGUGCAUGGAUGGUGGAUGAAACAGAUCCGUUGAGCAACAAUUAUUCAACGAAUAGCAAAACAAAUCGAACGGACUGGGCAUCUAAGUACCUGAACAAUUAGAAUUUUUGUUACAGUCAGAGAAAUUAAUUUUGUUUACGACUUUUAAUACAAAAAAUGACUCAUGAUCUCCACUCAUGCAUCCUACACUAUUACGUCAUCUCUUCUGAUGAAUUGAUUGUGUAAGAUGGAAACAAGCGAAAGUGGUGAAUCCUAAAGUUCGUUUACAAAAUAUUUUCCCACGUCUGUAUUCAAGCUAAGUCUGCUUACAUUAAAAGCACGGAUUUUUGGGAAAGCAUUUUUCCAUAUUUUUAGAUAAAAAAGGGGAAAAAAACAGGAAAAUGUGGGGAAAUUCAGGAAAAUAUAAGACUAUCCUUUGAACCUGAAAUUCAAGUCCAGUUCCAAGAUUCAAAUGAUUUGAACAUCAUGUUUCAGGUCAACCUGACCUGUUCCGAGCCUUAUAUUUUCCUGAAUUUUCACCCAUUUUCCUGUUUUUUCCCUUUUUUAUCUAAAAAAAUAUUUUUCGAAAAUAUGGGAAAGUAUAGGAAAAUAUAAGACUCGGUCGACCAUGAACCUGAUUGUUGCCUUGUUCCUGCAUUUUCUCACAUUUUCCGAGAUUUAUCUUAGUUAUCUAAAAAAAAUGAUUUUGGGAAAUUCUGGAAAAUAUGGAAAAAUGUUUUCCCAAAAAUAGUCCCUAAUCAAUAGAGAAUCAGUACCCAAUACAUGAGAGUAAAUUCACUUGAGAGAUUAGAUAACGCUCUAAAAUUAGUGAAUUCCUUUUGAAAUAUUAGCCAUGAUAGAGUAGAUUUUGUAUUCUGAAGAAAAAAAACUAAUCUUAAAGACGUCUGUGAUAUAACAUGUAAUUUAGACACAUUAUAGCUAACUGUUAAUUAGGUGAUCAAUUGCCGUAAAUUACUUUGUACUAUGGUUCUGUUUAGUUUAUGUUUAUUGAGAAUUAUUGAGAACAAUGUAAAUUAACAAUAAAAUAUUGUCAUAAUUAGCAAAUUUAUAAAAAAAAUCGAACCGUCCAAAAUAGCAACAAAAAUAUUUAAUAAAUGUUACUCACUACCAAUUACAUUCUG